AUGCGUGUCCGAGUGUCCUUGGUGACCAAUAAUCCGCCUCACAAGCCCCACCCCCACGAACUGGUGAGGAAAGACUGCAAACAUGGUUACUAUGAGGCAGACCUGCAGGAGAGACGAGUACACAGGUUAGACUGUGUGUAUGUGUGUAUGUUUUGGGAGUGAGUGUGUGUGUGUCUGCAUGUGAGGGGAGGUCUGUGUGUGUGUGUAUGGGUGUGUGAUGAAAUACAAAGUAACAAAAUGUUUGUUUGAUGCAGUGUGCACCUGCCAACAUCUUGUUAGAGGACAUAGAAGACAUCUGUGGGAAGCCGUUGUCACGGAUUCAGCCGAGGCUGCCCCUCCUCCUUGCUCGGGCAGGCUUCGGCGUUCGUCGUCCACGGAGUACUAGCGGCUACCGAUCCAUGUAUCUAUGUUCGACUUGUUUUGUCUUUAUUGAUCACACCUGUUUCCCAUUAUGUAGUUAUGUCUUCCCUAUUUAACCCUCUGUCUCACACUGUUUGUUGUGUGUGUUUGUUCAUGUUUCGGCUGUCGUUAGUGUGCAGGUUUGUUCCCUCCCUGCGUGGAGGUUGUUGUUCUUUCUUUUACCUUCGAGUAAAGUACGCCUUCUGAUUAGCUCUGUGUCCUGCGCCUGACUUCGCCUACCGCAUUACAACUACGCCCUGACAGAAACACACACCAUCUACAUGGAGUCAGCAGGUACAGCGAUGCCAGCCGGAUCGAUGGAGGAAUGCGUCCAACAACAAGCGGCCAUGAUCCAGGCUCUCGGCACCGCCAUGGAACGAGUGGUGAACACUAUGGAGCGAUGAAAGAGAGGAGGUCUCCCUAUACCUCCUCCGAUUACACCACCACCCACACCGAUGUCCAUCACUUCACCUCCAGGGUCCAGUGGGAUUCGGCUCUCGCUCCCGAGGGCUUAUGACGGUACAGCUGUCGGGUGUCAGGGUUUUCUGCUCCAGGUAGAGCUCUACCUGGAAACCAUCCACCCGGCUCCCUCGGGAUACGAGAGCGUGUCCGCCCUCAUUUCCUGUCUGUCUGGUAAAGCGCUGGAGUGGGCCAACGCCGAGUGGGGGGGAAUAGACGCCGCAACGGUAAGCUAUGCAGAGUUUACCCGCCGCUUUAGGGCGGUAUUCAAUCAUCCACCAGAGGGGAGAGCGGCGGGUGAGCAUCUAUUCCACCUCAGACAGGGGAAGAGGAGCGUGCAGGAAUUUGCACUGGACUUUCGGACUCUGGCUGCCAGCGCAGGAUGGAAUGAGAGGGCCCUCAUCGACCACUACCGCUGUAGCUUGAGGGAGGACGUUUGUCGGGAAUUGGCCUGCAGGGACACCAACCUAAACCUGGACCAACUGGUUGAUAUGUCGAUUCGACUGGAUAACCUGUUGGCUACUCGCGGACGUCCGGAUCAGGGGCCGUCCAUUCCAGCACCUCCGACCCUACCCCUAUGGAGCUCGGAGGUGCUGCUAUGAGGGAGACCGGUAGAGGGGCCGUCUCCUGCACCAACUGUGGCCGCAGAGGACACACUGCUGGUCGGUGCUGGGGAGGGCCUCCAAGGAGUCGAGGCAGUAGGCACCCAACUCACCCAGAGCUCCCUGUUGCGCAUAUGUGUAUUCAUGUUGUGUUUCCCGAGUUUUCUUCUCAUUCCCAGCAUAAGGCGCUAGUAGAUUCAGGCGCAGCUGGGAACUUUAUUGAUCGUCAGUUUACCCGUAGGUUAGGGAUUCCUAUUGUGCCAGUCGAUGUGCCCUUCCCUAUCUAUGCCCUAGAUAGUCGCCCUUUAGGGUCAGGUCUGAUUAGGGAGGUCACAGCACCACUCUGGAUGAAGAUGCAGGAGGGGCAUGAGGAAAUAAUUAGUCUAUAUCUGAUUGAUUCUCCUGCGUUUCCCGUGGUGUUGGGGCUUCCCUGGUUAACUUCUCAUGACCCCACUAUUUCAUGGCAACAGAGGGCUCUCAAGGGAUGGUCAAGUCAGUGCUUGGGGAGGUGUGUAGGUGUUUCCGUAGGGGCAACUACGGUGGAAAGUCCAAACCAGGUUCCCACCAUGCACAUUCCGACUGAAUAUGCCGAUUUGGCUCUCGCCUUCUGUAAAAAGAAGGCGACUCAAUUACCACCCCAUCGACAGGGGGAUUGUGCGAUAAACCUCCAGGUAGGCGCUGCGCUUCCCCGGAGUCAUGUGUAUCCUCUGUCACAGGAAGAGACGGCGGCUAUGGAAACAUAUGUCAGAGAGAGACAGGGAUACAUUCGGCCGUCCACUUCCCCUGCGUCAUCGAGUUUCUUUUUUGUGAAGAAGAAGGAUGGUGGCUUACGCCUGUGCAUUGACUACCGUGGUCUAAAUCAGAUCACAAUAAAAUACAGCUAUCCAUUACCUCUGAUUGCGAGUAUGACGGAGUCAUUGCACAGGGCGCGUUUCUUCACUAAAUUGGAUCUCAGGAGCGCGUACAACCUGGUGCAUAUCCGGGAGGGAGAUGAGUGGAAGACAGUAUUUAGUACCACCUCGGGGCACUAUGAGUACCUCGUCAUGCCAUACGGUUUGAUGAAUGCUCCUUCAGUCUUCCAAUCUUUUGUUGAUGAGAUUUCCCGGGACCUGCAUGGACAGGGUGUAGUGGUGUAUAUUGAUGACAUUCUAAUAUACUCCGCUACAUGGGCCGAGCAUGCUUCCUUGGUGCGUCAGGUGCUUGGUAGACUGUUGGAGCAUGACCUGUAUGUGAAGGCGGAGAAAUGUCUGUUCUUCCAAGAAUCCAUCUCCUUCCUAGGACACCGCCUGUCCGCGUCAGGUGUGGAGAUGGAGAUUGACCGCGUUUCGGCCGUGUGUAAUUGGCAGACUCCAACGGUGAAGGAGGUGCAGCGAUUCUUGGGUUUUGCCAAUUACUACCGGAGUUUUAUCCGGGGCUUUGGGCAGGUAGCGGCUCCCAUUACCUCCUUGCUAAAGGGAUGGCCAGUGCAUCUGCAGUAGUCAGCUGAGGCGGACAGGGCUUUUGGGCAUCUGAAGGACCUGUUUACUUCGGCUCCGGUGCUGGCUCAUCCAGAUCCUUCCUUGGCAUUCCAGGUUGAGGUGGAUGCGUCCGAGGCUGGGAUUGGAGCUGUACUGUCUCAGCGCUCGGGUACGCCACCAAAACUCCGCCCCUGUGCUUUCUUUUCUAAGUAGCUCAGUCCGGCGGAGCGCAAUUAUGAUGUGGGGGACCGGGAGCUGUUAGCUGUGGUUCAAGCUCUGAAAGUGUGGAGGCAUUGGCUUGAGGGGGCUAAACACCCUUUUCUCAUUUUGACUGACCAUCGUAACCUGGAGUACGUCCAGGCGGCGAGGAGGUUGAACCCUCGUCAGGCAAGGUGGGCCAUGUUCUUCACUCGUUUUGUGUUUACGCUCACUUACAGACCAGGUUCCCAGAACGCUAAGGCAGACGCCCUGUCCCGACUGUAUGACACAGAGGAGAGGUCCAUUGAGCCCACUCCCAUACUCCCGGCGUCGUGUCUGGUGGCACCGGUGGUAUGGGAGAUUGACGCGGACAUCGAGCGGGCGUUACGUACCGAGCCCACUCCCCCCCAGUGUCCAGAGGGUCGGAUGUACGUGCCGCUCGAGGUUCGUGAUCGAUUGAUCUAUCGGGCUCACACGUCACCCUCCUCUGGUCAUCCUGGCAUCGGUCGGACAGUGCACUGUCUUAGUGGGAAGUACUGGUGGCCCACUUUAGCCAAGGACGUGAGAAUUUAUGUUUCCUCCUGCUCGGUGUGCGCCCAGUGUAUGUUAGGCCUACUGCUGCUAGGUAGCUCUCUCUGCUCUCUCCCUCCCCUCUGUCUGUCCUUGAUUGCAGGAGUGAAGUCUGGUGUGCGGGAGUCAGGGUUCCAGCUGCAGCUCAUUCACCAUAAUCACCUCAGCCUUUAAGACCCGGUCAAACUUACCACUCAUCGUCAGAUCAUAGUCAAGACGACCAUGUUAGUCUCGCUGCCGACUCAACCUGGUAAUUUUUGCUCUUUGUGUUUUUGGCCUGUUCUAUUUACUUUUUCUCCUGUGCCACAGAUAUUUGGAACCUGACUCCUGCCUCCGCUUCACUCCUGCCACCACCAUCCUGCUCUCCACUACCGGACCUCUCUUUUGGACUCACCACGGACACUAGGACAUUACGGUACCACACCUGCCCUGAUCUGGAUCUGUUACCCUCCCUGAAACCUGGACUUGCUCUUUCCCUAUAUUUGGAAACCUGGACUUUGAACAUUGUAAAUAAACCUGUUAAAACUUCUCUGGCUUGGCGUACUUGUCUGCAUUUGGGUUCUUAUCCAGUUAAAUCAUAACAGUAUGAUCUGACCAUCAUGAACCCAGCAGACAGUAGCUCGGAUACCACCCCUGAGUGCACUCAAAUUUGGACUGCCAUAGCCAAUCAGGGCAUUUUACUUGGCCAACAUGAUACCCUGUUUAAGACGAUUGCUGAGGACAGUCAGGUGCUGCUUAAUCAGGUUCAAUUACUCUCCAAUCAAGUGUCUGCCCUUACUACCCCUUCAGCCCAGAUCAGAGAGCCUUUUGUUCCUGCUCCAGAGCGCUAUGACGGGAACAUGGGAACCUGUGGCGAUUUUUUGACUCAAUGCUCGUUAGUGUUUGAACAACAGCCCCUCACCUACGCCUCAGAAAGAGCCCGUAUUGCCUACCUUAUCAACUCUACUAGCGGUUCCGCUCGUGCCUGGGGAUCCGCGGUCUGGGAGAGUCAGUCGGACAUUUGCAACGCUUACGUUGCCUUCACCACGGAGAUGAGGAAGGUUUUUGACCACCCCGUACGAGGCAAGGAGGCUGCGAAACGGUUGUUUUCUCUUCGGCAGGGGGCUCGUAGUGUGGCGGAGAUGGCAGUGGAGUUUCGGACUUUAGCAGCAGUGAGUGGUUGGAAUGACGAGGCAUUACAAGGAGUGUUCAUCAAUGCUUUGUCUGAGACUUUAAAAGAUGAAUUGGUGUCAUAUGAUGAAUCGCCUACGCUGGAUAAUCUUAUUUCACUCACUAUCAGGUUGGAUAAUCGGAUUCGGGAGCGUGGCCGGGAGAGGAGUGUUAGUUCCAAGCAACCUGUCUGUCAUCAACAAACUCCUUCCUGCAUCUUCCCUACGGAGAAAGCUGUGUCUUCCCGAGUCGAUACGAGGAGCACUGAACCCGAAGCCAUGGAGGUGGGUCGUGCACGGUUGUCCUCAGAGGAGCGUGCACGUCGUAUUCAUGCUCGGGUCUGCCUGUAUUGUGGAGAAGCUGGUCAUUUCGUUCCUUCCUGCCCAGUUCGUCCGGGAAAAGGGCCGGCUCAUCAUUAAUGGGAGAGGUUUUGGUGAGCCGAGCAGCGGAUUCUUCCUCUUCUCCCCGCAUUCUGCUCCAGGCAUCCCUCCAGUGGCAGUCCCAGAAUUCCUCUGUUAGUGCGCUGAUUGACUCUGGUGCCGACGAAAGCUUUUUGGAUAGAGAGUGGGCUCAACAAAUGGAUUUGGAGACUGUUCCUGUGGACUGUCCGCUGCAGGCUAAGGGUCUAAAUGGACAAUUGUUGACCCGUAUUACCCAUCAGACUGUUCCUGUUUGUCUUAGAGUGUCGGGAAAUCAUCAGGAGAACAUUCAAUUCCAUAUUAUCGACUGCCCACAGACCCCCCUGGUCCUUGGUAUCCCCUGGCUCAUAAGACACAAUCCACACAUUGAUUGGGUGACAGGUAGCAUUGUUUCAUGGAGCACAUUUUGUCAUGUGAAUUGUUUGUGUUCUGCUCAGACUCCUGCCAGUACUGUGCCUCAACCUCCACUGGAGUCCAUGGAUCUUUCUGCUGUUCCUGACGUGUAUCAUGACCUGGCAUCCGUUUUCUGCAAACACAGAGCUACUUCUCUUCCUCCUCACCGGCCUUACGACUGCGCCAUUGACCUCCAGCCAGGAGCCCCGCUCCCCAGCAGUCGCCUGUACAAUCUCUCCCGGCCGGAGACGGAGGCUAUGGAGAACUACAUUCGGGACUCCUUGGCGGCAGGUAUUAUGCGUCCUUCCUCGUCACCUGUAGGAGCGGGAUUCUUUUUUGUUGCUAAGAAGGAUAAGACCCUCAGACCCUGUAUUGAUUACCGUGGACUUAACAACAUCACUAUUAAGAACAAGUAUGCUUUGCCUUUGAUUAAUUCUGCUUUUCCCCUCCUUCAUGGUGCUACCAUCUUUACGAAACUGUAUCUACGAAAUGCGUAUCACCUGGUGCGCAUUCGUAAGGGUGAUGAAUGGAAGACUGCCUUCAACACACCCUUGGGACAUUUUGAGUAUCUGGUUAUGCCUUUUGGGUUGUCCAAUGCCCCUGCUGUUUUUCAGGCACUAGUCAAUGAUGUCCUUCGGGACAUGUUGAAUCGGUUUGUUUUUGUCUAUCUGGAUGAUAUCUUGAUUUUCUCAGAGUCCUCCCAGGAACAUGAACUGCAUGUGCGCCAGGUGUUGCAAAGGUUGUUGGAGAACAAACUGUUUGUAAAGAUGGAGAAAUGUGAAUUUCAUGUGUCUGAGACCUCUUUUUUGGGUUACAUCAUAGCUCAGGGGGAGUUGCGGAUGGACCCAGCUAAGAUCUCUGCUGUCACGGACUGGCCAGCUCCCUCUACCCGCAAACAACUUCAACGAUUCCUGGGGUUUGCGAACUUCUAUAGGAGGUUCAUCAAGGACUACAGCCGCAUUGCGGCGCCACUCACCGCUCUCACCUCCAUCUCACGACCGUUCGCUUGGAAUGAAGGGGCCGAAUCAGCGUUCGAAAAACUGAAACAUCGCUUCGCCUCGGCUCCCAUUCUGAUGCAGCCGGACCCCGACCGCCAGUUUGUCGUGGAGGUGGAUGCUUCCGACACUGGGGUAGGUGCGGUGUUGUCACAACGUUCUCCUGAAGAUAACAAACUGCAUCCCUGUGCUUUUCUCUCAAGGAAACUUUCUCAGGCAGAGAGGAAUUAUGAUGUUGGCAAUCGUGAACUGCUCGCCGUUAAGCUGGCUCUCGAGGAGUGGCGACAUUGGUUGGAGGGGGCGGAACAACCCUUCAUCGUUUGGACGGAUCAUAAGAAUCUGGCUUACCUCCAGUCAGCGAAGCAGCUCAACCCCCGUCAAGCCAGGUGGGCACUAUUUUUUGGGAGAUUCAAUUUUUCUCUGUCUUACCCUUCCUGGGUCACGCAACGUCAAGCCUGACGCCCUGUCUCGUGUUCAUUCGGCUGUUGAUACUGGUAGUAACCCUGAACCCAUUUUGCCUCCUACCUGCAGUAUUGCGGUCAUCACAUGUGACAUCGAGGGGAUUGUUAGACAGGCUCAACAUCAUCAAGCUGACCCUGGGAGGGGUCCUCCUAACCGGAUGUUUGUCCCCGAGUCUGCUCGCUCCCAGGUACUUCAGUGGGCUCACUCGUCUCCCCUUACCUGUCACCCUGGAGUUUCGCGGACCCUUAACUUUGUGCGACGGAAGUUCUGGUGGGCCACGAUGGAGGCGGACACUCGAGCCUUCAUUGCUGCUUGUACGGUAUGUGCACGAAGUAAAAACUCCACCCAGGCCAGCGCUGGUCAUCUACGACCUCUACCUAUACCCAGCCGGCCCUGGUCGCAUAUCGCUAUGGAUUUUGUCACUGGACUUCCCCCCUCGUCUGGAAAGACUGUCAUUCUUACGGUGAUUGAUCGUUUUUCUAAGUUCGCUCAUUUUUUGGCCCUACCUAAACUGCCCACUGCCAGAGAGACGGCUGAUAUUUUGGUUGAACAUGUGUUCCGCUCUCAUGGUCUACCCACGGAUAUUGUCUCUGACAGGGGUCCCCAGUUUGUCUCCCAGGUGUGGAAAGCUUUCUGUAAAGCUUUGGGCAUUACAUCCAGCCUGUCCUCUGGAUAUCACCCCCAGACCAACGGGCAAGCCGAGAGAGCGAACCAGGAGAUGGAGACCGCUCUUCGCUGUGUCACUGGGUCUAACCCUGGGUCAUGGAGCUCCAUGCUCCCCUGGGUGGAAUAUGCUCAUAACACCUUGACUAACGCUUCCUCUGGUUUGUCUCCUUUUCUGUGUGCUCUGGGUUAUCAACCUCCCCUGUUCCCUUCCCAAGAGAGGGAACUGGCGGUACCCUCGGUGCAGUCCCACAUGCGCCGCUGCUUCAAGGUCUGGAGGAAGGCCAGGGUAGCUCUGUCCCGAGCUUCGGCGUACAUGCAGAGGCAAGCCAACCGUCACCGGUCCCAGGCUCCCGGUUACUCUCCUGGUCAAGAGGUAUGGCUGAAGUCACGGGACCUUCCAUUGAAGGUGGAGUCUAAGAAGAUGGCGCCUCGUUUUAUAGGACCGUUCAAGAUACUGUCUAUUGUUAACCCCUGCGCGGUUAAGCUACAGCUUCCUGCCUCCCUACGGGUUCAUUCCACCUUUCAUGUUUCCCAGAUUAAGCCUGUGUCGGUUAGCCCUCUGUGCCCGCCCUCUCGUCCCCCUCCUCCGCCCAGGAUCGUGGGUGGGGGUCCGGUCUACACGGUCCGGCGACUUCUGGAUGUUCGCCGCCGAGGUCGUGGUUUCCAGUACCUGGUGGAUUGGGAGGGUUAUGGUCCUGAGGAACGUUCCUGGGUGCCCAGGAGCUUCAUUGUGGAUCCUGCUCUGGUCCGAGAGUUUCAUAGGUUACAUCCCGAUAAACCCCGUCGGCCGCCAGGUGGCGUCCGUAGAGGGGGGGGUACUGUUAGGCCUACUGCUGCUAGGUAGCUCUCUCUGCUCUCUCCCUCCCCUCUGUCUGUCCUUGAUUGCAGGAGUGAAGUCUGGUGUGCGGGAGUCAGGGUUCCAGCUGCAGCUCAUUCACCAUAAUCACCUCAGCCUUUAAGACCCGGUCAAACUUACCACUCAUCGUCAGAUCAUAGUCAAGACGACCAUGUUAGUCUCGCUGCCGACUCAACCUGGUAAUUUUUGCUCUUUGUGUUUUUGGCCUGUUCUAUUUACUUUUUCUCCUGUGCCACAGAUAUUUGGAACCUGACUCCUGCCUCCGCUUCACUCCUGCCACCACCAUCCUGCUCUCCACUACCGGACCUCUCUUUUGGACUCACCACGGACACUAGGACAUUACGGUACCACACCUGCCCUGAUCUGGAUCUGUUACCCUCCCUGAAACCUGGACUUGCUCUUUCCCUAUAUUUGGAAACCUGGACUUUGAACAUUGUAAAUAAACCUGUUAAAACUUCUCUGGCUUGGCGUACUUGUCUGCAUUUGGGUUCUUAUCCAGUUAAAUCAUAACAGUGUAAGGCACCUAGACAUCUGCCCAGAGGGAAAUUACAACCCCUACCUGUUCCACAACGGCCGUGGUCCCACCUAUCGGUGGAUUUUGUGACGGACCUUCCCCCCUCGCAAGGGAAUACCACGAUCCUGGUCGUUGUGGAUCGGUUUUCGAAGGCCUGCCGUCUCAUUCCUAUGCCAGGUCUUCCUAAAGUCUUGCAGAAUGCUGAAGCCCUGUUUACACACGUCUUCCGGCACUACGGGGUACCUGAGGAUAUUGUGUCGGUUCGGGGUCCCCAGUUCACCUCAAGGGUCUGGAGGACGUUCAUGGAAUGUCUGGGGGUCUCGAUUAGCCUUACCUCAGGUUUUCACCCCGAGAGUAAUGGGCAGGUGGAGAGAGUUAACCAGGAUGUGGGUAGGUUUCUGAGGUCCUAUUGCCAGGACCAGCAGGGGGAGUGGUCAGGUUAUAUCCCCUGGGCAGAGAUAGCCCAAAACUCACUCCGCCACUCCUCUACUAACCUUACGCCUUUCCAGUGUGUGUUAGGUUAUCAGCCGGUCCUGGCACCUUGGCAUCAGAGCCAGAUCGAGGCUCCUGCGGUGGAUGAGUGGUUUUGGCGCUCGGAAGAGACCUGGAACGCUGCUCAUGUACACCUGCAGAGGGCAAUCAGGCGACAAAAGGCAGGCGGCGAUCGCCACCGCAGUGAGGAUCGGGUCUGGCUCUCGACCUGAAACCUGCCCCUUCGCCUACCCUGCCGGAAGCUGGGUCGGCGGUUUGUGGGGCCAUUUAAAGUCCUGAGGAGAUUGAACAAGGUUUGUUAUAGGUUACAACUUCCUAUUAAUUACCAUAUUAACCCCUCGUUCCAUGUGUCUCUCCUCAGGCCGGUAGUAGCUGGUCCACUCCAGGAGUCUGAGGUACGGGAGGUUCCUCCGCCCCCACUGGACAUCGAGGGGGCUCCGGCGUACUCGGUCUGUUCCAUCUUGGAUUCGAGGCGUCUGGUGGGUGGCCUGCAGUAUCUCGUGGAGUGGGAGGGGUACGGUCCGAAGGAACGGUGCUGGGUCCCUAGGAGGGACAUCCUCGAUCCCUCCAUGUUGAGGGAUUUCCACCAGAGUCAUCCGACCCGCCCUGCUCCGUGUCCUCCUGGCCGUCCCCGAGGCCGGUGUCGGCGCACAGCUGGAGCCGCACGUCAAGGGGGGGGCGGGGGUACUAUCACGUAUUCAGCCGAGGCUGCCCCUCCUCCUUGCUUGGGCAGGCUUCGGCGUUCGUCGUCACCGGAGUACUAGCGGCUACCGAUUCAUGUACAGUGGGGAGAACAAGUAUUUGAUACACUGCUGAUUUUGCAGGUUUUCCUACUUACAAAGCAUGUAGAGGUCUGUAAUUUUUAUCAUAGGUACACUUCAACUGUGAGAGACGGAAUCUAAAACAAAAAUCCAGAAAAUCACAUUGUAUGAUUUUUAAGUAAUUAAUUUGCAUUUUAUUGCAUGACAUAAGUAUUUGAUACAUCAGAAAAGCAGAACUUAAUAUUUGGUACAGAAACCUUUGAUUGCAAUUACAGAGAUCAUACGUUUCCUGUAGGUCUUGACCAGGUUUGCACACACUGCAGCAGGGAUUUUUUUUUUGGUGUUCUUGGGGUUGUACUCAUCCUUCUUCUUCCACCAAACACGGCGAGUGGAGUUUAGACCAAAAAGCUCUAUUUUUGUCUCAUCAGACCACAUGACCUUCUCCCAUUCCUCCUCUGGAUCAUCCAGAUGGUCAUUGGCAAACUUCAGACGGGCCUGGACAUGCGCUGGCUUGAGCAGGGGGACCUUGCGUGCCCUGCAGGAUUUUAAUCCAUGACUGCGUAGUGUGUUACUAAUGGUUUUCUUUGAGACUGUGGUCCCAGCUCUCUUCAGGUCAUUCACCAGGUCCUGCCGUGUAGUUCUGGGCUGAUCCCUCACCUUCCUCAUGAUCAUUGAUGCCCCACGAGGUGAGAUCUUGCAUGGAGCCCCAGACCGAGGGUGAUUGACCGUCAUCUUAAACUUCUUCCAUUUUCUAAUAAUUGCGCCAACAGUUGUUGCCUUCUCACCAAGCUGCUUGCCUAUUGUCCUGUAUCCCAUCCCAGCCUUGUGCAGGUCUACAAUUGUAUCCCUGAUGUCCUUACACAGCUCUCUGGUCUUGGCCAUUGUGGAGAGGUUGGAGUCUGUUUGAUUGAGUGUGUGGACAGGUGUCUUUUAUACAGGUAACGAGUUCAAACAGGUGCAGUUAAUACAUGUAAUGAGUGGAGAACAGGAGGGCUUCUUAAAGAAAAACUAACAGGUCUGUGAGAGCCGGAAUUCUUACUGGUUGGUAGGUGAUCAAAUACUUAUGUCAUGCAAUAAAAUGCAAAUGUAUUACUUAAAAAUCAUACAAUGUUAUUUUCUGGAUUUUUGUUUUAGAUUCCGUCUCUCACAGUUGAAGUGUACCUAUGAUAAAAAUUACAGACCUCUAUAUGCUCUGUAAGUAGGAAAACCUGCAAAAUCGGCAGUGUAUCAAAUACUUGUUCUCCCCACUGUAUCUAUGUUCGACUUGUUUUGUCUUUAUUGAUCACACCUGUUUCCCAUUAUGUAAUUAUGUCUUCCCUAUUUAACCCUCUGUCUCACACUGUGUGUUGUGUGUGUUUGUUCAUGUUUCGGCUGUCGUUAGUGUGCGGGUUUGUUCCCUCCCUGCGUGGAGGUUGUUGUUCUUUCUUUUACCUUCGAGUAAAGUAUGCCUUCUGAUUAGCUCUGUGUCCUGCGCCUGACUUCGCCUACCGCAUUACACUGAUGCCCUGACAGCCGUGGACAUGUGUGUGGAUGUGUGUGUGGAUGUGUGUUGAGUCUUGGUUUUAAAGGCUAGAACCAGAGGAUGGUUGAAUGAAGCACCUUCUUGUGGUCGAUAUCUACAGUAUUUCACUUUCACUCUGACUCCUUCUCUCACUGUCUGCUCUCAGUUUUCAGAACCUGGGCAUUCAGUGUGUGUGAAGAAAAAGGAUGUGUUUCCUGUAGACUGCAGACCCAAAACAACCCCUACAACAGUGAGUACAUGCAUGCACGCAUGGACGCAAACGCACACACACUCUGUACGUGACAGUCCACUGUCAUAACAUUAUGCCAGUUACAUACAGUAAUUGACUCCUCCAAUCUAAUUUUCAUGUUUUGUCCUCCAUUGACCCUAACUGAAAGGAUACAGCCAAUGCCAAAUAGCCAAUCCCAGAUGCCACACCCAUUGGCUUUGUCUGACUGUGUUGUGUUUUGGCUGCAGUUCCUGAGGCGAAGGUGUGGUAGGAGAGUUUGACCUAAAUGCAGUGAGGCUGUGUUUCCAGGCCUCGAUCACUCUACCUACCGGGGAACUCUGCACACUGGAGCCCGUGGUAUCCCAGCCCAUCUACAACAACAGUGAGUCUGUUAUACACACAGACACACCCACGUACAUACACAUGUAAAUGCGCACUCAUGCGCACACACACACCCAAUAGAUUAUUUCGAUACACACUCUCCCCAAACACUCACUAAGUCCAGCCUGGCUCCUUCCUCUGUCACUGCUGUCCAUGCUGUUUCACUGUGGGGCAAUUCCACAGUAACGGAAUUGCACUGAAACUAAGAUUUUUUCUCUUAAAAUGUAUGCCAAACAAAAACAAUUGAUUUAAACAUUUAACAAACCACACAGCUCUAUACACAAGGACUACUUUUAACAAUUUAAACUGAACAUUUUUCAAAAACACAUUUACUGGAAGAACUGUGCAGACGCAAAGUUUGGUAACAAAAUGUCGGUAAAAUCUCCCUUCGUUUUUUUACGUGUCCACGUUUUACAAAAACUAAAAUAUCUGCUCCGAAUUAAGAUUCAAAGAUGUCUGCAGAAAGAAUGACAUGGCACCUUGAGUUUGAAAAAAACUAUUUUGGUUUUUGAACUACAGUAAGUGAAGUGGAUUUACACCCGAUAACGGAAUUUCAUCGUGGGUCCCUGAUCUGUACUUCACAGAAAUGCAUAAUUAUGGAUAUGAAUAUCAUUCUCUUCAUGAUGAUAUAUCUUAAAUAGAUACACAAAUGUAGAAACAUGCAAUAUCCUCUUCUGCAUAUUUGGGUAUUAUUCUACAUACUGGCUAUUAUUUUAAUGAGCUCCGCCACCAAACAAGACAACAUUUCGUUGGUCCGGACCGGACCGAAUUUGAGCCAAUCAUAGGCGUCUACGUUUCAUAAGUUUGGACAUCAAAGUACAGCACAGUAGAGCUCAGUAGAGUACAUAACAGAGAGUAAAGUUCAGUACCAGAACUUGGGUAACUAUAGUUUUAACUAUGCUUUAUGAAAAGUAACUAUUUUUCCGGGGAAACAAAUAGUUACUUUGGAGGUGACUACAACUAUUUUAAUACAGAUCCCAAAAAAGGACUACUUUUCAAAACUAUUUGAAUACAGAUCUGAGAAAGCAACUACUUUUCAGAAACUAUUGGAUUGGCUGCCUUCAAGUAAUGGCAGGGCUGCAUCUGAAACUGCAUGUUGAAGAAUACAAUUUAAUGAAUAGAGCACACACAAUCACCUAUAUUAUUCAAAUCAAUCUGACAGUCAUAUCUGAACUGCACAAUACAUUUAAAUCUGAGCAGUUUGUAAAUGUCCAUUCUCCUGAAUGUCCAUUGCCCCAUGGGUACAUGAUCAGGUCAAACCAAUUCACCAAUGAUAUUUUGUACAGAUAAGUAUAAAUAAGUUGUGACACUCAACUACUGUAUGACCCUGUCAACAUGCCACUGAAAAGAUCGAAAGCUGCAAUUCAUUUAAUGAUACCUGAAAAUACUGCAGAGCCGUUCGCAAACAUUGCAAACAGCAAAUUGGAUGCUUAGCAAAAACAACUUCGAACAUCUUUGUCCAUCUGAGGGUAAGUGUUCUUGUUUCAAACAAACACUAUAGCAUAUUUAAAGGGAUAGUUUACUCAGAAUACAACCUAACAUGAUUUUCCACUUACCUUGGCUGUAGUUGAUUUAAGAAGGCAGUUUUGGGAUAUUUAAUUUCCUUUCGACACUUAAUAGCCAUAUUUGUUACUGUUAGUAUUCUCAGUAACAUUAACAUUAACAUUACUGUUCUUGUGCCUGUGUAAUAAAACUGUAAUUACAUUUGGAGCAACAUUUUAUUAGUAUAUUGUUAGAUAAUAGUUUGGCAAUUUCAUUGUAAUUGCCUAGCAAUGAGCUGAGAGUUUUUGUAACUACUGUACACAAGAGGAAUAGUGACUGUUCCUUAUUCCACUUAUGUAAUAACUUCAUUAUUAUGCAAUUAUAUAACAAUUUCCAAAGUCCUAUGUAACAGCAAUGUUGCUAUUGUAAUAAUCACAAAGUUACUACACAUACAGUGCAUUCGAAAGUAUUCAGACCCCUUGACUUUUUCGACAUUUUGUUACGUUACAGCCUUAUUCUAAAAUUGAUUAAAUCGUUUUUUUCCCCCUCAUCAAUACCCCAUUUAUUUCCACACAAUACCCCAUAAUGACAAAGCAAAAACAGGUUUUUAGAAAUGUUUGCAAAUGUAUAUAAAAAAAAUUAUAUCACAUUUACAUAAGUAUUCAGACCCUUUACUCAGUACUUUGUUGAAGCACCUUUGGCGAUUACGGCCUCAAGUCUUAUAGGGUAGGACGCUACAAGCUUGGCACACCUUUAUUUGGGGAGUUUCUCCUAUUCCUCUCUGCAGAUCCUCUCAAGCUCUGGCAGGUUGGAUGGGGAGCGUUGCUGCACAGCUAUUUUCAGGUCUUUCCAGAGAUGUUCAAUCGGGUUCAAGUCCGGGCUCUGGCUGGGCCACUCAAGGACAUUCAGAGACUUGUCCCGAAGCCACUCCUGCGUUGUCUUGGCUGUGUGCUUAGGGUCGUUCUCCUGUUGGAAGGUGAACCUUUGCCCCAGUCUGAGGUCCUGAGUGCUCUGGAGCAGGUUUUCAUCAAGGAUUUCUCCGUUCAUCUUUCCCUCGAUCUUGACUAGUCUCCCUGCUGCUGAAAAACAUCCCCACUGCAUGAUGCUGCCACCACCAUGCAUCACCGUGGGGAUGGUGCCAGGUUUCCUUCAGACGUGAUGCUUGGCAUUCAGGCCAACGAGUUCAAUCUUGGUUUCAUCAGACCAGAGAAUCUUGUUUCUCAUGGUCUGAGAGUCAUUAGGGGCCUUUUGGCAAACUCCAAGCGGGCUGUCAUGUGCCUUUUACUGAGGAGUGGCUUCCGUCUGGCCACUCUACCAUAAAUGCCUUAUUGGUGGAGUGCUGCAGAGAUGGUUGUCCUUCUGGACAGUUCUCCCAUCUCCACAGAGGAACUCUGAAACUUGGUCACCUCCCUGACCAAGGCCCUUCUCCCCCGAUUGCUCAGUUUGGCUGGCUGCCAGCUCUAGGAAGAGUCUUGAUGCUUCCAAACUUCUUCCAUUUAAGAAUGAUGGAGGCCACUGUGUUCUUGGGGACCUUCAAUGCAGCAGAAAUGUGUUGGUACCCUUCCCCAGAUAUGUGCCUCGACACAAUCCUGUCUCGGAGCUCUAUGGACAAUUCCUUCGACCUCAUGGCUUGGUUUUUCCUCUGACAUGCACUGUCAACUGUUGGACCUUAUUUAGACAGGUACGUGCCUUUCCAAAUCAUGUCCAAUCAAUAGAAUGUACCACAGGUGAACUCCAAUCAAGUUGUAGAAGCAUCUCAAGGAUGAUCAAUGGAAACAGGAUGCACCUGAGCUCAAUUUCGAGUCUCAUAGCAAAGGGUCUGAAUACUUAUGUAAAUAAGGUAUUUCUGUUUUAAAAACCAGUUUUUUCGCUUUAUCAUUAUGGGGUAUUGUGUGUAGAUGGCAAAAAAAAUUUUUAUAAUAAUCCAUUUUAGAAUAAUAACUGUAAUGUAACAAAAUGUGGAAAAGGUCAAGGAGCCUGAAUACUUUCCGAAGGCACUGUAUGUAAGAAUUUGAUGUCAAAUGCUACUGUAUUACCUUAUGUCUCAGUCAUUAUGAAAAUAUAUUUGUUAGUCAUUUUGAAGCUGCAAAAGUGGUCUACUCUAAUGUUGAGGUGAGUCCAUGGCCCUCAUGUAUUUAAUUUUAGGCUAUAGGCUACAUUAAGAUUAAUAUCUAAGAGCCCUCCAAACCAUGUGCUUAUGAUCAUACUGUAUAUUUAGACUAAUUCAACUAACUAUUGUCGUUUUUGGUUCUUCAUCAAAUAAUGUUUUAUUUUUUUCAAAUAACUUGCAUAAUCUUUAGCAAGCUAGCAAAAUUUGUCAAGGAAACUUUCAAAACAACAAACCGAGCUCUCUCGUUCUGCAUUCCAUAUGUGUUCUGAUGACAUGCCAUAGCUUCCUCCGAGGCAGCAAAACAAUUGUAUCACUCCUCUCCCAAUGAAUCUUCCAGCAGUGUUUUAAAAGUAGCUAUUCUACCCUAGUAGCCUCCCACUUUACUAAAUUACUUUAACCCUUAUCCUCUCUGGAGGCAGAAGAGUAAGUAUGCCUAACAUGCCAUUCUGCCAUAGUACCUUCUCCAGAAGCAGUAACAUCUAUAAUAUAUAUCUAUCUGAGAUGCUACGUUCCCCGGGGCAGCCAUAUCAACAGUAUACACCAUUCUGUCAUAGUACCUUCUCUCGAGGCAGCAGAUUUCUAAUCGUACCUUCUCUGCACAUCUGCCAUAGUUCCUGCCCUUGGGGUAGCAAGAACUGCUUACUAACUUCAACCUUAUGCCUGCAGAGGCAGUUAAGCCAACGGUAUCACUCCUUUUGCCAUAGCUUCCUCGAAGGCAGAAAAAAAAAUGGUAUUACUCCUAUCCCAAUGGCUCUUCCUUUGAGGCAGCAAAAUAAAUAGCAGCAGUAACUUUACUAGAUUACUUUAACCUUAUUAUACUCCCUGGAGGCAGAAGAGUAAGUAGGCCUAACAUGCCUUUCUGACAUAGUAUCUUCCCCUUCCCUGGAGGCAGCACAGUUCUAAUCACACCUUCUCUGCACAUCUGCCAUAGUUCCUGCCUCUGGGGUAUUAAGCUCUAAGUACGGCUCCCACACAUCAGGACUGUUUGAGCACUGCUCUGGAUCAAAGCAUUCUAGAGCAACAUCCAACGGGGUAGGCACUGUUGUCUGAGGCGCCGCUUCUCCCUCACAAAACAUUCUCUAUAAUAAUCAUAUCAUUGUCUCACUCUCACUACGCUAACCCCGUUCUCUUAUUGACUGAAAACUCAAUAUAGGAGUAGCACAUUAAACUCUGAAUCAGUACACAGCUCUACAUCUGUAAGUCGCUCUGGAUAAGAGCGUCUGCUAAAUGACUAAAAUGUAAAUGUAAAUGUACACCAGAGGAACAUGUAAGUAGAGUACAUCAUGAUUACUUCAGUGUUUCAGUUUAACUCAGUCAGUACUUAAAGGGAUGCUAGUAGAUACCCGUAAACUUCGUCAUUGCGCUAAUGCUAGUUAGCAUUGGCUCGCGAAGCUACCUCUAACUUCCUUAAUAUUGGACACAGAGACAUAAAAUUGCUAUCCACAAGUUCAUCUGACACUGGGGAAGUAGAUCAAGUUUAUUAUUGCUAAAUACCCAAAGUAUCCCUUUAAAGUGAUAGUUCACUCCAAUGAUUUUACUCCUCAAACGUUGUGUAAUGUCGAGUCCACAUCCCUCAGUUGAGUAUAAUAGAUCAAUUUAUAUGCCUCAAUCCCAAAUAAUAAUAAAAAAUAGACGGUGGCUGUCUUUUCCUUUCAUUUAGAAGGGUUGGUUGUUUAGCAACAAAACCGACACAUGCGCAACUAUUGGGCAAAACAGACAGGGUUGGCUUAGAUUGUUGACAACAUGUAAACUAUAUUUAGUCUCCAAAUGUUUAUUGAAAACAUAAAUACAUUUGCACAAUGAGAACUUGUCUCUCAAAUACAUCGUUACAGUUGUUGGUUAGCUAGCUAGCAAAUGUUUUGCCAUAUUAGCAUUAACAUGAAAUAAGUCAAAACACUUCAAAACAAGACAUGGUAUCAAGAACAAAAUACAACUAGCUGAAACGAGCCACCUACGAUUCCCCACAUGGAAGCUUCUUGUCAUAGAGCCCCACAGUGGUGUCAUAAUACCCAUAAAACCUAGCGGUCAAACAGGGAUAUGGUUCCAAUCGUUUUUCCACCAUUCAUUUUUCCCAUAGGGGAUUUUAGAAACACUUAAAAUAAGGGCUGCGUUUCGCGCAGGCUUACCCUGGCAUGACGUUUUGAUAAACAUGUACAGUUAAUCUCUCUCGGACAAGUUGACUUUUAUCAAUAUAUUUGGCUCUAUUAACUCUCAGAUUUCGAAAAUGCUAAUUAGCAUCAAAGUAGACAUCAUGCAAAACUACAAAUCCCUGCAAGCUCCUGCACGUCAUCUCUAACUGAUGCCUUUGCUAACAGGAAUUGUGUCAAUUUAAAACUUGCACAAGACAGUUAAAAGAAUUGUCCAUUUAAAGAAAUGUAGCCAAUUCAUUCAUUACUACAUUUAGCUAACAUUAGAUAGUUAAUCCAGAGAUUCUUACCUUUGCCCUUCGACUCGGCAGUCUCGUCCAGAUCAUCGUGGCAUUUGUAGUUUUUAUUAUUAUUAUUUUUUAUUUCACCUUUAUUUAACCAGGUAAGCCAGUUGAGAACAAGUUCUCAUUUACAACUGCGACCUGGCCAAGAUAAAGCAAAGCAGUUCUUUAUGAUAGCCACAUUAGCUGAAAUAUAGAUCUGAAAACAUCGGACAAACAUUUUGUAGUGAACUAUCGUUUUAAGAGGACUGAUGUGCAGAUUAAAAGUGGUGUUUCUAUAAGACUGCUGAUUUUAUUGUAUUUUCUUUCUGCAUUACAGAAUCCAGUAAUUGUAACAAAAUUAACACCUGAAACAACCACAAAAUUUACAGAAACCUCAUACAGGUGACUAUUUAUUGCUGAUAACAUUGUUACAAUAAUUAUAACAUCCUCUGAAUCAAAUGUAAGGGUGAUUAUUGUCCUGUGGCUCCCAGGCUCCAGUGCUCCGAUGCAGGUCUGUUUCAGUGCAGUUUGACAGGGCUGGUGUUUCUGAUGGAGGGGGAGGUGCUGUACAAGACUGUCCAAUGGGACGAGAAUCUCCUGCAUUCUACAGGCCGGACUCCUGCAGGACCCCUGUUCAGUAUUGAGUGUCCUCAGGGGUCUGUCUGUCAGCUACACCUCCCACACUGUGAGAUUCUCUCUGAUGAGUUACACACCACUCAAGCAAUCAUAAAAAUGAUCAAAACAAUGGCUAAAUGACACACAGUGUUUGUUGAUAUUUCUGUUUUGCAGGAGAUGGUCUUGAUUCCCUGUCUGUGGCCCAUGUUACUGGUGACAGUGUGUAGGUUUUACCACCGCUGAGGGUGACUGACACACACAUAGUGGUAAACACCACCAACCUCUCCUUAUGGGGCCUUGUCAGAAAGUAUAUACGGGAAGCCCUGCUCUCGAUCAAGGGGCAGGUGUUGCCUUUCCAAUCACUCCAAUCAGUUCUCAAUGUGAUCGUCCUGCCAUCAAAUGUGCCACUUGAACAGGUAAAAAAUCCCUUCUGA
Coregonus sp. 'balchen' is the source of this 19554-nucleotide messenger RNA. The record is from the annotation of a GenBank genome assembly. NCBI's taxonomy places the organism in Eukaryota, Metazoa, Chordata, Actinopteri, Salmoniformes, Salmonidae.